Dimorphilus gyrociliatus is the source of this 1230-nucleotide messenger RNA. The record is from the annotation of a GenBank genome assembly. NCBI's taxonomy places the organism in Eukaryota, Metazoa, Annelida, Polychaeta, Dinophilidae.
AGUUGGAAUAUGGACGAGAACUCGAUACGACAAGCCGAAAUCGGCGCUGUUAAACAGCUCUUGAAUCUGCCUUCUGAUGCCACAUUUGAUAAGACAAUUAGAUCAUUGCAAAAAACCAUCUCUGCUGCUAGGAAAAUUAAAAAUGUUAAGACAAAAUUAGGUCAAUUGUUGAAUGUUGCAGAUUGCGAGGUCGAGCAAAUGAUUAGCAUGUUUGAAGAGAUUGUUAAAGAGAAUCAAGAGUUGAAACAGCAGGAUACUAGGCAGAAGAAUUUGAUUGGACAAUUAAAAGAGGAUUUCAGUCCAGUUUCCAGACCUUUAACCUUUCCAGUUCUCAGACCCUCUGCCUUACCAAAGAUAAGCCUUUCUGAAAGUGCCAGACUGCCACCAAUUAAAGAAGAGAAUAAACUAGAAACAGCCUUAUCUAUAAACAAAAAACUCUUUCAAGAAAUGUCCAAAUCGAGAUUGUUUAAAAAGUUCAGAGUGACGCCCGAAGGAGGAAAAUUAAUUUUCGAUGACUAUAACGUUAAAGUUUUUAUUCCGCAGAAUUCAGUUACAAGAAAUUGUUCAAUUGUUUUAAUUCUCAGUUGGAAUAUUAAGGAUGCUCCGAACUUUGGAGAACUUGUCUCUCCCAUCUUUCAAAUAUAUCUUACUACAAAUGAAACGCAAUUAACUAAAGCCAUCUUCUCCUUACCAAUUUCUCCUAUUGGACCUCUGAAGCUUAUCCAUUCGAAACACCAAUUCGCCUCCAAACCCAACUGGCAGAUAGCCAGCGAAGAAAACUUUUCGUGGACAGUAUUAAAGAAGGACUGCAUUGUUAACACUAGUCUUCUGGGAUCAUUUGCCUUGGUGGACUGCUCUAACGAGGAGCACAAACCGAACGAAGCUCAUUUUAACACUAAGAAUCGGUUGAGUGAUAUCGAAAGAAUAAAAGAGAUCAAUAUUCCCGUCCUACCAAAGAACGCAAUUGAUGAAUUUCUAAACGAGCUCCCAACCGAAGCCAUUCAAUCCGGACUGUCUAACAAAAUACGAAGGAGUUUAACAACUGCUUAUGCCAAUCAUGCCCAUAGCUUGCUUACAAAAUUGAAUUUAGAAGAGCUAGACACCUUUAUCAAAGCGGAUAAGGUCACCUUACUCAAUAUUUUAGAACUUAUUUCUGACAGUGAACACUUGGAGAAGAUAAUCUUUGCAGUGAGCGAAGAAGAUAGCAGUAUUAACGCGUGUAAUGUCUAA